Messenger RNA from Aspergillus mulundensis, 1665 nucleotides. RefSeq lists its product as uncharacterized. Gene Ontology annotation, biological process: transmembrane transport. The transcript has 3 exons. The record is from RefSeq and is a predicted model, not a curated record. Gene Ontology annotation, molecular function: transmembrane transporter activity. NCBI's taxonomy places the organism in Eukaryota, Fungi, Ascomycota, Eurotiomycetes, Eurotiales, Aspergillaceae. Bases 1 to 1665 code for a protein of 554 amino acids.
AUGUCGGAACGCGAGCUGGAAAAGGCACUCGAGAAUCAUCACAAGCCAUCUUCAGAGAAGGAGGGGAACCCCGACAAUGGUGGCACCGCCGACGCCCCCAUCAUCCCAGACACGCGGGUUGAGCAGGCGGAGAGGCAACAUGCCGCCGUCGAGAAGGAGAGUGUUCGCUCCGACGGAAAGCGCGAGCUGAAGGAAUAUGAAUGUUACGAGCAGCUGGGAUACUGUUGGCCGACGUGGAAGAAAUGGACGUAUCUUGUUGCGGUCGCCUUUGUGCAGGUGUCCAUGAACUUCAACACCUCUGUCUUCCCCAAUGCUGUCGCGCCUCUCUCGGAAGCCUUCCAUAUCAGCGAGCAGCAUGCGCGAACGGCCCAGAUGGCAUAUCUGGUUACGUAUUCGGUUGGAUGUGAGCUGUGGGCGCCGUGGAGUGAGGAGUUUGGCCGGUGGCCCAUCCUGCAGCUCUCCAUGUUCCUCAUCAACAUCUGGCAGAUCCCCUGUGCGUUGGCGCCUAACUGGGGGACUAUCGUUGUCUGCCGCGCUCUUGGUGGUCUGUCGACGGCCGGUGGCAGUGUGACGCUCGGUCUGAUUGCCGAUCUGUACGAGAAGGAGACGCAGCAGUUCCCCCUCGCCUUCAUCGUCCUGUCGUCGUGCAUUGGAACCAGUAUCGGCGGUGUCAUUGGCGGUCCCAUCCAGCGCUUCCUCCACUGGAAAUGGUUCUUCUGGAUCCAGCUCAUCUUCGGCGGCGUCACUCAGGCCAUCAUCUUCUUCAUGCCCGAGAGUCGAUCGACCAUUAUCAUGGACCACGUCGCUAAGAAGAUGCGCAAGACCGGCGAGGACCCCAACGUCUACGGGCCCAACGAGCUCAAGAAGCCCCGUGUCUCGGCCAAGGAGGCCUUCCAUAUCUGGAUCCGGCCUUUCCACAUGCUGCUUACCGAGCCGAUCGUCUUCUGUCUGUCGCUGCUGUCCGGUUUCUCCGAUGCGCUUAUCUUCACUUUCCUCGAGAGCUUUGCCAUCGUCUACGAGCAGGGCUGGGGGUUCGGCAUCCUGGGCCAGGCGUGGGCCGUCAUUCCCAUCAACGCGGCAUACUUCAUCGCCUACGUCAGCUAUCUCCCGUGGUUCCUGCGCGACAAACACCACCGCAAGAAGAUGGGCGGGGACGACAUGGCGCCCGAGCGUCGUCUGAAGUGGCUGCUCUGGCUGGCUCCCCUCGAACCGAUCGGGCUGUUUGGCUUCGCAUGGACCUCGUUCGGCAAAGAGCGCGGCAUCCCCUGGAUUGCGUCGAUGAUCUUCUCGACCUGUGUCGGUAUCGCCAACUACGCCAUCUACUUGUCGUCGGUUGAUUACAUGGUCGCUGCGUACGGUGUCUACUCGGCCUCAGCCACCGGUGGCAACGCUUUCGCUCGAGACCUGCUCGCCGGUAUCUCGGCCAUGUAUGCCACGCCCAUGUACACCAACAUCGGCGACAAGUGGCACGUCGAGUAUGCGUCGACUGUCCUGGCCUGUCUGUCGUGUCUAGUGGUGCUUCCAAUCUACGUUUUCUACUGGAAGGGCCCGCAGAUCCGCGCUCACAGCAAGUUCGCCCAAGCCCUCGAGGCCGAGAACAAGACCAACCAGGGUCGUCGUGUUAGCAGGAUGAGCAGCACGAGCGGGGGAUGGGGGUCUGUCUAG